Molecule: messenger RNA, 2738 nt
Organism: Lacerta agilis (Sand lizard)
Lineage: Eukaryota; Metazoa; Chordata; Lepidosauria; Squamata; Lacertidae
Gene: METTL8
Product: methyltransferase like 8
Exons: 10
Coding region: 285-1472 (395 amino acids)
Molecular function (GO): tRNA (cytidine-N3)-methyltransferase activity
Source: RefSeq, a predicted model, not a curated record
CGCGCGCUGGUUCGGGUUUCCCUGGCUUGGCCAGCUGCUGGUUUGCAGCGCGGGAGCGGAGGGUUGAGAAGGUUGCAGGAAGGAGCCGUGCAAGUGUUAAGGGCAGCACCGUGCAUCAUCAUCAUCAUCAUCAUUAUUAUUAAUACCCACGCCUUGCACAUUUCUUCUUAUUUUUUUUGGAAUAACUGGAAUAAUUUGAUAACUGUUAACGACUGGACGCGAGGAAGCACGUGGAUAAGGAUGUCUGAAAAGUGUUUUGGUUUUUGUUGUUGUUUUGGCACUGCAUGGCAUAUAGCGCCCUGAAGGUGUUUUGCUGCUGCUGCGCUGAAAUGCUGUUUGUUAAAAGAUUGUGUGCGUCACAUCUGAAGAUCAGCAAGAUGCCUCAUCGGUUCCAGAGUAACAAACGACCAGUUGCUCCCCUUGGGUCACGGAUUUUGUUGGAUCCUGAUAAAGUUUUUGAUCACAACAUGUGGGACCACAUGCAGUGGUCACAGGAAGAAGAAGAAAGAGCCAAGGAAAAAGCCACAGAGAAUUCACUCAUCAGAGUCCAACCAGAGCUGCAAGCAAAGUAUGAGAGAGAAGCCAGUAGAUACUGGAAUGAAUUUUACAAGAUCCACAAGAACCGUUUUUUCAAAGAUCGCAAGUGGUUGUUUGUGGAAUUUCCAGAAAUUCUUCCAGAAGGAAAAUCUGACCUUUGUAGAAAAGUGGCUACAGGAAACUUGAGAUGUACUGGUUUACUUGAAGACAACCAUCUUUGUGAGGAUAAUUCUGCUGCAGAAGUUUCUUCCAUUUUGAGCGCAUGUUGUGAUAACUCCGCAGCUGAUGAGCCAAUUGUCAGGAGCACGGGAAAACAAUUCCCUGGUGGUGAUGCUGCUUACCGAAUUUUAGAGGUUGGCUGUGGUGCUGGUAACAGUGUUUUCCCUAUUUUGGAAGUGACUCGCCACCAUCCCGGAGUCUUUCUGUAUUGCUGCGAUUUUGCUUCAGAAGCGGUGGAGCUCAUCAAGUCGCAUCCGCUCAUCGAUUCCUCCCGGAGUUUUGCCUUUGUUCACGACCUGUGUGAUGAUGCCUCACCCUACCCCUUCCCAGAUGACAGCCUGGAUGUCAUUCUCCUCAUCUUUGUCCUCUCUUCCAUUCACCCUGACAGGAUCCAAGGAGUUGUAAACAAGCUGGCCAGAUUAUUGAAACCUGGAGGAAUGAUACUCUUUCGAGACUACGGAAGAUAUGACGCUUCUCAGCUUCGUUUCAAAAAAGGCCGCUGCUUGUCGGAGAACUUCUAUGUAAGAGGCGACGGCACCAGAGCUUAUUUCUUCACGAAAGAUGAAGUACACACCAUUUUCUCUUUGGCGGGCUUAACCGAAGUGCAGAACCUGCUCGAUCGACGUCUGCAAGUAAACAGGAAGAUGAAGGUGAAGAUACAUCGGGUCUGGAUUCAAGGCAAGUUCCAAAAACCACGGGAGCUGACUCAAGAGUAGGCAAGAAAAUGCUGUGGGUAAACACAACUCUUAGCCUGAGCAGGCAUUUCUGCUCAAACGUCCUGAAAAACCAGGAACGCAUUUGAGCAGAAACACUUUAUUUACCAUUUCCGCAUAUGUCGGUAUGAAUGGGACACAACCCAGAAGUGUGUGUGUGUGUGUGCGUGACUUGCCUCUUGCACACUCAUUGUGAACGAAUUCCUACACUGCAGGGGCUAGUUGAACCUCGUAGUCCCUUCCAGCUCUACAGUUCUGUGAAUGAAACUGUUUCGGCUGCUUUUGUGUUCUGUUGAUUGCUGGAAAGCAAUUGGUUUCUAACCACUGUCCCGACCAGGAGAUUGAAAACAUCACUGGAGGGCCAAAGGUUUGGGUCAGGAUUUUGACAGUGAAGGGGUGGGGGUGGGGAAAGCUAAAGACUAAAAGUGGAGAAAAAGAUACCAAAGGGAAAAUGAAACCUCAAGACUAAAAAGAGGGGAAGGGAGGAUACCAAAACAAUUACGGGAAAGAGAAAGUUGAACUGAGCUCUCCUGCCCUUUGGAUUGGUCAGCAGGUUGGUAGGAGGUAAGGAAUGAAUGCAUAGAAGUAAAGCUGGAAAGGGGGAGUAAGAGCAUUAUUGUGGAAAUAAGAAAGCAAAACCCUAACCCCACCCCUUCCCACAAAUACAUUUAAACAGAUAUAGGAAGUUAAUCAGCCAAAGGCCAGGCUGAAGAGGAACGUUUUGCCUGGUGCCUUAAAGGUGUAUAAUGAAGGCACCAGGCAAUCCUUCCCAGGGAGAGCAUUCGACAAACGGGGAGCCCCUGCAGAGAAGGCCCCGUUCUCAUCUUGCCACCCUCUGGACACAAAGGCACACAAAGAAGAGCCUCAGAAGAUGAACUCAGGGUCCAGAUAGGUUCCUAUGAGGAGAGGCAGUCCUUGAGGUAUUUCAGUCCUGAGAUGCUUAAGACUUUAUAGGUCAAAAACAGCCCUUUGAAUUGAGCCCAGAAACUAAUUGGCAGUCAGUGCAGUCGGGCCAUUUGCAAGGUUGACACAUGUGGUUAAAUAUCCUGGAAAAAAGGAAGGGACGUUUGAGAUUAUUAUUAUUUUUUUAGCAAACUGGAAUUGGUUUGUGAGCUUUUGGAACACCUGUUUUAAUCAAAGCAUUUUUUUUUUUUACACUUGGUUGGUGAGCUGUAUAAAGUGAAUGGAUGUAAUAGUAUGAACUGUACAUGCAUAUGGAACGAUGUAUCUGGUAUGCAAUCUUUUGGAAUUAAUAAAAAACUGAAAAUG